Molecule: messenger RNA, 1939 nt
Organism: Halichondria panicea
Lineage: Eukaryota; Metazoa; Porifera; Demospongiae; Suberitida; Halichondriidae
Exons: 6
Coding region: 61-1773 (570 amino acids)
Source: RefSeq, a predicted model, not a curated record
GGGAAACGAGAUACGCCCACUUUCCUUGCAAGAUUCAAGAGCUAGAGCUAGCUAGCUAGCAUGGCGUCGUCCCCUCUCAAGCGAGUGUUCGACUACAAGCUGGUCUUUGACAGUCUCUGCGACAGCAAUGGCAUGGUCAGACUGGAGACACUCACUGCGAGAUGGCCAAUCAGCCAAACCUCUGAACCUGACUCGAAGGUACCUCACGGCUGUGUGAAGCAUUGGAGACACUCUGCCGACAAAGAUGGCUAUUUGGACUGGAGCGGCUUCUCCACUGGCCUGCAGGCUGCACUCGUUGAAGACUCGUCUCGAUUGGCCCGAGCUGGCAAGCCGGACAUACCACGGAGCAAAGCUGAGCAGAAACUUGCCUCUCUUCGUCUGAAGGGAGUAGCUGGUCAAGGUGGCCCUCCUCUGAUGGGGAAGGUGACUGCUGGAGAAAUAGAGAGCUUCUUGUCCGAGUGUGGAAAAGACGUGCUCAUGAAGGCUCUUAAGAAGAUGAGAAAGGAGGUGUACAAGGGACAGCUGUCUCUCCAUCGCGGGGCUAGCAGCCCCAGAACCAAAUCAGUCGAUCAGGCCCCAGUUGCUGGUGAAGGUAAGAGGUCUCGUCCAGCGAGUGGUAGCAAGGGAGGUGGCAUUGCUUCGAGGGAGAGGGAGGAGCUUGUGUGUGGUCUCGAGAUGAUGGAAAGAACGAGGAAGUGGUACAAAGAUAGACUAAAAAUCCUGACCACUGAAGAGUCACAAAAUCCAUCUCAUUCUAAAACAGUGAAGGCUGCAGAGUUGUUGGAGGUUCUUGAGCGUGGCACAAGCACUAAGAGUGAAAUGCUGUCCCACUUGAAGGAGAUUAACGGCCAUCUUGAUUCUCUCUCCUCCCCUGCCCCCUCCCUCACGAUUGAGCAACAGAGCCGCCUCACCACACAGCUGCAGAGGUGGACCGAUGCUAGACAUGAGAAGACAAAACCACAAUCUUUACCAGUUGGUGCACCUCCUGAACAUGUCGGAAAAGCAGUUGUUGAGUUUAGUCCAGAAGAACAACCAUCACACUCGUCCACCAUUGUCGUGGAUACACGCACUACGCCCACCUUCCCUGUACGAACAUCCGAAGAGGCAUCACGACAAAAAAUGGCAACUCAAAGAGCUUCCUCAACUACAGCAGUUAAUCGAAUUGGCAUUACAUCAUCCGGUAAAAUCGCUGGACACAGACAAGAGAAGCCAUACCAGACACAGCCACGAUAUGCAUCCAGCCAGAACUUAAGAACACAGCAUAGCCACCAAGAUCGAGAUUCUGAGAGGCCGAUGCCGCAGCGGACACCCAAAAGAGCGCAUUCCUUCACCUCCCCCACACGAAAGAGCCAUACAGAGCUGCAACAGUCUGAACCUACCAACACUGUAACGGACUAUCCUGUUCACAGACCACCACAGCAGUACCCGCUGAGAGGCACCACUUCAAUGCAGGAGUUGCAACCAGGUCACAGAACGGCCACUACAGACAGGCACUCCAAACAAACAGCUGGACACCUAUCGAAAAGCUUGUCUGUUCGCAAUGUUUCAACUGGUAAUCACGGGAGUCAUGUGUCAACUGCAGGGCCUAAUCUGAUCCAUCAGCAAGUGUACAAUACUGGGAUGUCACACUCUGUACAAACUCUUCCCAUUGGUCGGUCGUCUGACAGAUACCGUGGUCACCAUGGUGAUGGACGCUCUCAACGACAUGUAAGAAAUCAGGUUGCUGACAAACCCCCACAGAGUUUGGGAGGCAACUUUCAGUCAAUAGUAUGAGCUCAAUACCCCACGUCAUAUACACACUGCAAACAAUACAGCAUUCUUAAGACAAUACUUUUUAUGUUAAGUGAAUCGUCACAGUACGCAAAUAUCUAUUGAUUGAAUUGUUCUACUUGUUUGAUUUUUCUACUUGUUCAGAGCUAUUAGUUUUAUUUUCUUCUUC